This is a messenger RNA of Eruca vesicaria subsp. sativa (arugula), 990 nucleotides long. NCBI's taxonomy places the organism in Eukaryota, Viridiplantae, Streptophyta, Magnoliopsida, Brassicales, Brassicaceae. The record is from the annotation of a GenBank genome assembly.
AUGAAGACGAGAUCAUCAUCCGAGGCUGCCCUGGUUCCUUUUGUCAAGUCUCCGGCUGGUCACGGUCGCGAAGCCCUGCUGCAGAUCGUGGACCCCACUUCGUCUCACCGAAAACUUUUGCCGGGGUGGACCAUCGUGAAACGGCCGCGAUCGUCGUCUGCUAGCCGCAAAGGCAGUGUCGAUACUUACUUUAUCGAGCCAGGGACUGGUAGAGAGUUUCCGUCUCUAGAAUCUGUUCAAAGACACUUGGUUGGAGAAGUACAUGACAGACGCUUGACUCGAACAGGACACUUUUCCAAUGAAAGAACAAGGGUUUAUGAAAAAUCCAGAACCAAACAGGAUCGUGGCAGGUUAGAAUAUGCUUCCAAAGGUUUCCGUUUACCUAAAGGAUGGACGGUUGAGGAAUUUCCUAGGUCAAAUUCUGGCUGUAUUGAUAAGUAUUAUGUUGAGAGAAAAACAGGAAAGCGGUUCCGUUCCCUUGUUUCCGUUGAGAGAUAUUUGAAAGAUCCCGGGAAGCGUGCAGAUGAGCAGCCUAAGCUUUAUGAGUAUCACCGUGGCCGUCCCAGAGAUUUCAGUUUACCAGAUGGAUGGAUCGUUGAGGCGAAACCGAGGAGAAGUUCCGGUCAUAUAGACAAGGUGCACACAUCUGUAGGUUUGGUUAUCUUUGGUUUGCGUGUUAUGGUCCAACUAUUAGUGAUGUUUGUUUGUUUGCAGUCUUAUAUUGAGCCAGGAACGGGGAAUAAAUUUCGUUCUCUGGCUGCUGUUGAGAGAUACUUGACCGGUACAGUUGACUCUGUUAAUUCCAUGGUGCCUUCCGGGCGGUUAUCGACUGUUGUUGUUGACGAAAACACACCAGAGAGAGUUAAAUGGGUACUGAACGGUCCAGGUGGAAACAUGUUUAGUGCGCAUGUGAGCGGCUCGGUCGUGUCUAGCUCUGUCAAACAGACAUGGUCUGAGGCUUUUGUCUCUUUGAUCCAAGACCGCUUUUAA